AUGGCACGCCGUAGCUCCGGAAGAUCUGCCCGUCCUGCUCCUCGGGCAGCACCAUCUCGUCCUGCUCCUCAGCCAGCUCACCAUGCUCCUCCUCCUGCCCAAGUUCAGACUGGUGGUGGAUCUAUUCUUGGUGGCCUUGGCUCAACUAUAGCUCAAGGCAUGGCUUUUGGCACUGGAAGUGCUGUGGCACACAGGGCUGUGGAUUCAAUAAUGGGGCCUCGUACCAUUCAACAUGAAACAGUUGUCACUGAGGCUGCUGCACCUGCAAAUACUUUUGGUGGUGAUGCAUGCAAUGUUCAUACAAAGGCAUUUCAGGAAUGCAUAAACAGCUAUGGAAAUGACAUUAGCAAGUGCCAGUUUUACAUGGAUAUGCUAGCAGAAUGCAGAAAGAACUCUGGAGCCUCAUUGAGUGCCGCAUAA
Molecule: messenger RNA, 420 nt
Organism: Sphenostylis stenocarpa
Lineage: Eukaryota; Viridiplantae; Streptophyta; Magnoliopsida; Fabales; Fabaceae
Source: the annotation of a GenBank genome assembly